Westerdykella ornata is the source of this 1579-nucleotide messenger RNA. RefSeq names its product glycosyl hydrolase family 5 protein-like protein/cellulase. NCBI's taxonomy places the organism in Eukaryota, Fungi, Ascomycota, Dothideomycetes, Pleosporales, Sporormiaceae. The coding region runs from base 344 to 1579 and encodes 411 amino acids. The transcript is spliced from 3 exons. Gene Ontology annotation, molecular function: hydrolase activity, hydrolyzing O-glycosyl compounds. The record is from RefSeq and is a predicted model, not a curated record.
CCCACAUCUACUUCCCGGUAGUGAUGAUCAAUAUAGCCGACGUUUUUAACGACUCCACCAAUGGCCGAGCUCAAAUGUCCAACCGACGAAUUGAUGUAGAUAGAAACAUUUCCAUCAAUCCCGGAUAUUGAAUAUUUCACAGCAGGAAUCUCCCCUGACAGCUUUCAAAAGUAGGAUUAAGAAGAUGGUAGAUCCAUCAAUCAAGAUCCGGGAGGAUGACUUUGCCCGGGUUGCGCAUAUGAAAGAAAAACAGCCCAUGGCGAUGGAUGAUUCGAUAUAGAUACGUACCUCUGCAACCCAAAGGUAAUCCCAAGAGCGCACAGGCUGCACCUCUCUCCACAACAUGCAUCUUCUCACUCCGCUCUUCUCCCUCUUAACCCUCCCCUCCCUCCUCCAUGCGUUCCCCAACGUGCCCUUCAAAACCUCGACGCGAUGGAUCCACGACUCCACAGGCGCCAACUUCACGUACGUAGGCGUCAACUGGCCCGGCGCAGGCGAAGUCAUGAUUCCCGAAGGCCUGCAGUACGCCUCCAUUGAGUCGAUAGUCUCCAAGAUCAAGAGCUUGAAGAUGAAUGUAGUGAGGUUGACGUUUGCGAUUGAGAUGGUGGAUGACAUCAAGGAUAAUGGAGGGGAUGUAACGGUCCAGAGGGCGUUUGUGAAGGCGUUGGGAAGUGCGAACGGGGAGAAGGUGUGGCAGAGUGUAGUGAAGAACAAUCCGCAGUUCAAUGCUUCGACGACGCGGUUGCAGGUGUUUGAUGCUGUGGCUGCGGAGCUGUCGAAGCAGGGCAUCUAUGUGCAUCUGGACAAUCAUAUGUCAAAGGGGAAAUGGUGUUGUUCGACCAAUGAUGGCAACGCUUGGUUUGGAGAUACGGACUUCAACACUGAGAAAUGGCUCCGCGGAUUGCAGUUUAUGGCUGAUCAUGUGAUGACGCUUCUUCAGACCAGGAAAUGGACCAGCAUGGUCUCCAUCGGCCUCCGCAACGAGUUCCGCAAGCCCGACAAAGCCGGAAAGUCUCUUGCAUACAAUUGGAGCGUGUGGUACGAUCAGAACGUCGCUGCCGCAAACCUUGUCAACGCCGCAAAUCCCGAUAUACUCAUUUUCUUUUCAGGGUUGGAUUUCGACACCAAGCUCAACCCUAUCCCUGGAGCAGAGGAUCUGGGCAGCGGCAAGCGGUUCCAGAAAUCGAAUUUCAAGUACUCCGACAAGCUCGUCCUGGAGCUACACAACUACCAGAACUCAGCAACGGAUUGCAACAGUAUGAAGAGCGGACUGUGGAACAAUGGUUUCAAAGCCCUGGAUCCGUCGGCGAGGAAUCAGAUGCCAGUUGUUCUGACGGAAUUCGGCUUUUCCCAGACAGAUGACUCAUAUAACAAGGUGUAUGCUACAUGUUUACGGAGAAUAAUUCCAGAAUGGGAUGCUGGCUGGACUGUUUGGGUGCUUGCUGGGAGCUAUUACAUUCGGUCUGGGACUCAAGACUAUGAAGAAGCAUGGGGCUUGUUGAACCACAACUGGUCGGACUGGAGGAGGUCUCAAGCAAUCGCAGGAUUGAGACAGAUGGUUGAUGCGUCCUUGCGGUGA